Messenger RNA from Drosophila teissieri, 500 nucleotides. RefSeq lists its product as uncharacterized. The transcript has 2 exons. The record is from RefSeq and is a predicted model, not a curated record. Bases 56 to 379 code for a protein of 107 amino acids. NCBI's taxonomy places the organism in Eukaryota, Metazoa, Arthropoda, Insecta, Diptera, Drosophilidae.
UUUCUAUAGCAGCUAUUUAUUUACUUGUCGUGCCGAAAAAUACGUUUUUAAAAAUAUGGAGCAGCCGAAUAAGGAUUCCAUAGAAGCUCUCGAAGCAGAAGCAAAAAUAUUGGGCACGGAACUGGCAUUGCAGAAUGCCGGGAAUGAGAACACCAGGCUCAAACUGGAGAUCACCAAGAUGGCUGAGGUCCUGGAGAAGCAGAGGAUGGUUUUGGAGAAAGCCGACGACAACAGAAAGGAGGCCAAAUUGAUUUUCUCAACUCUGAUGAAGUUAAAUAAGAAUGGCGGCAGUGACUCGGCAAAGCCAUCAAAUCCUUUGCAGAGUGGAGCACCCACUGGGGAUACCGACUUAGUUGAAGAAAGGAAACUUUCCCAGUAGAAUCCUCCUUUUACCUCAUUUUGUUAACCAAAGUGUUUUUUAAUCUUCGAGUUAAAAUCAAUUGUUAUCUUUAUUUGUCUAAAUUUAAAGAACGAACUAUAUAAACCAAAAUUCAGUAUAA